AUGGCUUUGUUCGCGAGGGCUGGCCGAAGACUUGUGAAGCUGAAUGCAACCACUGGUCCAAUUUGGCGGGUGUCGACAGCAACGUUGCAUCUUGGUCGUGUAAAACGAGGGGAAUAUGAUUAUGUACCACCAGAGGGAUAUGACAAGACGCAGUUAAAGAAAGGGGAUCGACCUGAAUUUAUCGACCAAUCAAAACUAAUGUCGCCUCGGGAACGAGCAGAAAGAGCAUCGAAAUAUAACCUAAUACCUGAGGAUUAUGUCCCAAUGGAAGGGUAUGGGGAUUACCCGAAAUUACCGAACGAAGCGGCGUUUGAACGUGAUCCAUAUUACGAUUGGGAUCAACCAGCGUUGCGUCGUAAUUACGGAGAACCGAUACACGUUCAUCAAGAAGUUUACGAUCAGUUCUCUGCUCUCGACCGAAGACCGUUAAUGUUAGACCGUCGACAUUACACACGGUUUUUAUUAACUCUCGCUGGAACUUUGAUCGUCCUUAUCAUCAUAGGGGGAAGGUUUCCCAGAUUUGCCCCGGUGGCUCCGAUCCAAUAUCCAGAAGAAUUUCCACAAGACGAUAAAGCUGGCACAAACGUCGGAAGAGAUUGGUGGUAUACUGAGUUUAAAUCCAAAGAAGUUGUCAAUUAUGAUUUUAAAUAG
Styela clava is the source of this 651-nucleotide messenger RNA. The record is from RefSeq and is a predicted model, not a curated record. Lineage: Eukaryota; Metazoa; Chordata; Ascidiacea; Stolidobranchia; Styelidae.